This is a messenger RNA of Artibeus jamaicensis (Jamaican fruit-eating bat), 8069 nucleotides long. It is a transcript of the gene RAPGEF6, whose product is annotated as Rap guanine nucleotide exchange factor 6. Gene Ontology annotation, molecular function: protein binding; guanyl-nucleotide exchange factor activity. NCBI's taxonomy places the organism in Eukaryota, Metazoa, Chordata, Mammalia, Chiroptera, Phyllostomidae. Gene Ontology annotation, biological process: positive regulation of ERK1 and ERK2 cascade; small GTPase-mediated signal transduction. The transcript is spliced from 29 exons. The record is from RefSeq and is a predicted model, not a curated record. The coding region runs from base 199 to 5043 and encodes 1614 amino acids.
GCUUCUCUCUGGCCAGUCGCGCGUGGGCUGAGGCCCUGGGCGGGCGUUGCGAAGGGUUGUUUCCUUGAGUCCGGUACGCCGCGGGCCGGGGUUUCCUUCCGCGGGGACGAAGGGGUGCAGACCCCCAAACUAGGGUGAAUGGCCUGUCGCAAGUGCUGCUAAGGGUAGGGUGGGGUGCACGGGGCCCGGGGUGCGACCAUGAACUCGCCCGUGGACCCCGGCGCUAGGCAAGCGCUGAAGAAGAAGCCGCCGGAGCGGACCCCGGAGGACUUAAACACUAUUUAUGCUUAUCUUCAUGGAAUGGAAAUAUUAUCAAACCUCAGGGAACAUCAGCUUAGAUUAAUGUCUGCAAGAGCACGCUAUGAGAGAUACAGUGGCAAUCAGAUUCUUUUUUGUUCAGAAACUAUUGCCAGAUGUUGGUACAUCCUGCUUUCUGGAUCUGUGCUUAUGAAAGACUCCAUGGUCUUGCCUCCUUGCAGUUUUGGUAAGCAGUUUGGAGGAAAAAGAGGAUGUGAUUGUCUUGUAUUAGAGCCUUCAGAAAUGAUUGUGGUAGAGAAUUCCAAAGAUAAUGAAGACAAUAUUCUCCAAAGAGAAAUUCCGGCCAGACAGUCCCGCCGAAGGUUCCGGAAAAUUAACCAUAAGGGAGAGCGCCAAACCAUUACUGACGAUGCAGACACUAACAGCUACCUUUCACUUCCAGCCGAUCUUACGAAGAUGCACAUUGCAGACAGCCCUCACCCACAGGUGACUCACGUGUCCUCCAGUCAGUCUGGCUGUAGCAUCGCCAGUGACUCUGGGAGCAGCAGUUUGUCUGAUAUCUAUCAGGCUACGGAAAGCGAGGUAGGAGAUGUAGAUUUAACCCGUCUUCCUGAGGGACCUGUUGAUUCCGAAGACGAAGAAGAGGAAGAUGAAGAAAUUGAUCGAACGGAUCCACUGCACGGGCGAGAUCUUGUUCGUGAAUGUCUCGAAAAAGAACCUGCAGACAAAACUGAUGACGACAUUGAGCAGUUACUGGAGUUCAUGCACCAGCUCCCUGCUUUUGCGAACAUGACCAUGAGCGUGAGGAGAGAACUCUGCUCGGUGAUGAUUUUUGAAGUGGUGGAGCAGGCUGGAGCCGUAAUUCUCGAAGACGGGCAAGAGCUUGACUCAUGGUAUGUUAUUUUAAAUGGCACUGUAGAAAUCAGCCAUUCAGAUGGAAAAGUCGAAAAUCUCUUUAUGGGAAAUAGUUUUGGAAUUACUCCCACUCUGGAUAAGCAGUACAUGAAUGGAGUGGUGAGGACCAAAGUGGAUGAUUGUCAGUUCGUCUGCAUCGCCCAGCAGGACUACUGGAGAAUUUUAAAUCAUGUGGAAAAAAAUACCCAUAAAGUUGAGGAAGAGGGAGAAAUUGUUAUGGUGCAUGAGCACCGAGAACUGGACCGCAGCGGAACCAGGAAAGGACACAUUGUAAUCAAGGCCACACCUGAGCGUCUCAUCAUGCAUUUAAUAGAAGAGCAUUCCAUUGUGGAUCCAACUUACAUAGAAGAUUUUCUGUUAACUUAUAGGACAUUUCUUCAAAGCCCUCUGGAUGUUGGGAUCAAACUUUUGGAAUGGUUUAAAAUUGACAGCUUAAGGGAUAAGGUGACGCGGAUUGUGUUAUUAUGGGUAAACAAUCAUUUUAAUGAUUUUGAAGGCGAUCCUGCUAUGACUCGGUUUCUGGAGGAAUUUGAGAAAAACCUAGAAGAUACGAAAAUGAAUGGUCACCUCCGGUUAUUGAAUAUCGCAUGCGCUGCAAAGGCUAAGUGGAGGCAGGUUGUGCUGCAGAAGGCCUCCCGGGAGUCCCCUCUGCAUUUCAGCCUUAAUGGAGGGAGUGAGAAGGGCUUUGGCAUUUUUGUCGAAGGAGUAGAGCCGGGCAGCAAAGCUGCUGAUGCAGGGCUGAAACGUGGGGAUCAGAUAAUGGAAGUAAAUGGACAGAACUUUGAGAAUAUUACGUUUGUGAAGGCCCUUGAAAUUUUAAGGAAUAAUACUCACCUUGCACUUACUGUAAAGACCAACAUUUUUGUGUUUAAAGAGUUACUUAGUAGGACUGAACAAGAAAAAUCUGGUGUUCCUCAUAUUCCCAAAAUUGCUGAAAAAAGAAGUAAUCGCCAUUCAAUACAGGAUGUACCAGGAGAUAUUGAGCAGAUACCACAGGAGAAGGGGCAUAAGAAAGUAAAAGCAAAUACUGUUUCAGGUGGAAGAAACAAAAUCCGGAAAAUUUUGGAUAAAACACGCUUUAGUAUCUUGCCUCCCAAACUGUUUAGUGACGGAGGCCUGAGCCAGUCGCAGGAUGACAGCAUUGUGGGAACGAGGCACUGCAGACACAGUCUGGCCAUCAUGCCCAUCCCUGGGACGCUGUCCUCCAGCAGCCCGGACCUCCUGCAGCCCACCACCAGCAUGCUGGACUUCUCCAACCCCUCAGAUAUUCCUGAUCAAGUUAUACGAGUUUUCAAAGCAGAUCAGCAGAGUUGCUACAUCAUCAUCAGUAAAGACACCACAGCUAAGGAAGUUGUUUGUCACGCUGUGCACGAGUUUGGGCUGACCGGCGCGCCCGACACAUACUCUCUCUGUGAGGUUUCUGUUACUCCUGAGGGCGUCAUAAAGCAACGGAGACUUCCGGACCAGUUUUCCAAAUUAGCUGAUAGGAUUCAGCUCAACGGAAGGUACUAUUUAAAAAACAACAUGGAGACAGAGACCCUGUGCUCAGACGAAGACGCGCAGGAGCUGGUUAAGGAGAGCCAGCUGUCCCUGCUGCAGCUCAGCACCGUCGAGCUGGCCGCUCAGCUGUCCAUGAGGGACUUCGAUCUGUUCCGCAACAUCGAGCCUACCGAGUACAUCGAUGACCUUUUCAAGUUGGAGUCUAAAACAGGAAAUGCUCACUUGAAAGAGUUUGAGGACAUCGUAAACCAAGAGACAUUCUGGGUUGCCUCGGAGGUUUUAACUGAGUCAAAUCAGCUUAAACGAAUGAAGAUUAUUAAGCAUUUCAUUAAAAUUGCUCUUCACUGUCGUGAAUGUAAGAACUUCAAUUCCAUGUUUGCAAUAAUAAGUGGCUUAAACCUAGCGUCUGUGGCACGACUCAGAGGCACUUGGGAAAAGUUACCAAGCAAGUAUGAGAAGCACCUGCAAGAUCUCCAAGACCUUUUUGAUCCAUCUAGAAACAUGGCAAAGUACAGAAAUAUUCUUAGUAGUCAGAGCAUGCAGCCUCCAAUUAUUCCACUCUUCCCCGUUGUCAAGAAAGACAUGACAUUUCUACAUGAAGGAAAUGACUCCAAGGUAGAUGGUUUAGUCAAUUUUGAGAAGCUAAGAAUGAUUGCCAAGGAAAUCCGUCAGGUCGUUCGAAUGACGUCUGCUAAUAUGGACCCAGCUAUGAUGUUCCGACAGAGGAAGAAGAGGUGGCGGAGUCUGGGGUCCCUGAGUCAAGGCAGCACAAACUCGAACCUGCUGGACGUUCAAGGAGGCGCUCACAAGAAGAGAGCGCGCCGCAGUUCUCUGCUCAACGCCAAGAAGCUCUACGAGGACGCCCAGAUGGCAAGGAAAGUGAAGCAGUAUCUGUCCGGUCUGGACGUGGAGACAGACGAGGAGAAGUUCCAGAUGACGUCACUGCAGUUGGAGCCCGCGUAUGGCACCUUGACCAAGAAUUUGACUGAGAAGAGAUUGGCCAGGUCAGCAGAAAUGUCUCCAGUGCCUCCGCGGUCAGCUGGCCAAGCCACUAAAGCCCAUCCGCAUCAGCCCCACAGAGUAAGCCAGGUGCUUCAAGUACCAGCUGUUAAUUUGCACCCCACCAGGAAGAAGGGACAAUCAAAAGACCCUGCCACACUGAGUGCUAGUUCACUGCAGAAAGUUUCAGGAACAGCUGAAGAAAUACGCAGUAAAAAACAUACUGAAGACACUAUGUCCGUGACGUCAUCCUUACAUUCAAGUCCUCCCGGGUCCCCGCAUGGCUCCCCACACAAAGGUUAUGCACUUGCACCGUCAGCUAAAUCUGACAACCUGUCUGACUCCAGCCACAGCGAGAUUUCUUCGAGGUCCAGCAUUGUGAGCAACUGCUCUGCCGACUCCGUGUCUGCAGCUCUGCAGGAUGAACGGUGCUCCUCCCAGGUGCUCACAGUCCCUGAGUCCACAGGGGCGUCGGAAAAGACAGAGCACUCCUCGGGGACAGGAGACCACAGUCAGCUUGGCCCCGGGUGGACAGUGUCAAGGCCUUCUCUCAUCAAGAGCUUAGCCGUCUCGUCCUCCAUGAGCAGUGACGAGAUCUCCCAUGAGCACAUUGUCCUGGAUGCAGCCGACAGUGGUCGUGGAAGCUGGACUUCCUGUUCGAGCAGUUCCCAUGACAACUUCCAAAGCCUCCCAAACCCAAAAGGCUGGGAUUUUUUGAACUCUUACCGACAUACCCAUUUGGAUGGCCCCAUUGCUGAAGUUGAACCCACCGACUGUGAGCCCUAUUCCUGCCCGAAAGGCUGCCCUAGAACUUGUGGCCAGUGUAAAGGCAGCCUCGAGACCAGUCAGAUGAGACAGAGUUGGGCCUCCUCCAGUUCCCUGUCGGAGGCGCUCGAACCGAACUACGGGACGGUGAGGCGGAGGGCGUUGGAGAGCGCGCCCACUGACUCACCGGAGGGCUUCAACCCGAAGGACGGCACCGACCCCGUUUAUAAAACUGUCACUUCAAGUACAGAAAAGGGCUUGAUUGUGUACUGUGUCACCUCCCCCAAGAAGGAGGACAGGUACAGGGAGCCACCGCCCACGCCUCCCGGGUACAUGGGGAUUUCUUUAGCGGACCUAAAGGAAGGGCCCCACCUGCACCUCAGACCUCCGGAGUACAGCGUGGCAGUGCGGAGGUCGAAGAUGAUGCAGAGCAGCCUGUGCAGACUGCCACCAGCCUCUCUCAGUAGCAAGCCCGUGGCCUGUGUUCCGUCCAGGAUUGUGACGCAGCCUCAGAGGCAGGGUCUGCAGCCGUCCCAUCCCAAACUAGCAGACGCGGCUGACGCAGACAGCGAAGCAGAUGAGAAUGAACAGGUUUCGGCAGUCUAGCUGGAAGUCCUGAGGGAGGAGCCGGCAGAACCGCCCGUGCAGCCCGGCCAUUGCAGCUCACAGCCGGCUGCUGCCGCUCACCAGCAGGUCUCCAGCCCUGCGCCCUGGAGCGACGCGAGCCCCGGAGCAAUGCCGAGCCUGCUGACAUUAGUCCCUGCAAGUGCAGUGUCCUCAGCUGUGGGUGUUGUGCCUGGAUGUGUCCUCACUCUGCCCACGGAACCUGCCUUGGGGCUGUAGUGACUAGAGCAAAUGGAAACUCAAGGGUCCUCCCCAUGUAUAAUAAUCACUAUAGAUUUUCCUUUAACAGGUUAUUUUUAAGGUAGUAGUAGCAUUUCCCAGCCAUAGCUUGGGCUGAUGGACAGAUUCGGGAUGUCUGCCAAUACCAGGGCUGUCCCUGUGUAUUUGAAAAGUAACUUAUUAUUUGAAGUGUUGAGGUUUUGUCUGUCUUCGGGAGCUCUCAUUAGUUGAUGUUUAUGUUUGAGGCUGUAGACUGUCUCUGGUUGACCAGACGGAAGUCGUCUUUGCAGAAGGACAUGCGUGACCUGCACAGAACCGGAGCGAUCCGUUGCACCGCUGCAGUGCGGCGUCUCAGUGUGAGCAGCAGAGGGGCCCUCCGUGGAUGAGGUGUCGGGGAGCAGAGUGGUCCCACCUUCUGGCCCCUCUUUGGGAGGCCAGAGGACUUGCCACAGGGAUUCUUCUCAGUCCUUAGGGAGAGGGAGGUGGCAGUUAUAAUUUCCAAAAGAUGAAAUUCUUAUGUUAAAUAACAUGUACCCCAAUUCUUUCUGAACGGAAAGGUAUGCUGCAUCUAACUAAAAGUAUAAACCCAGUAAACAGAACGGGUUGUAGAGUGUUUUACCCUGUAGAAACCCAGAACUAAAAUGUUCUCAACUCACAUACGGAGUUCUUUUUUUUAAAGAGGCGAGGUCAUUUGUGGUGUGACCAGGAAGAUGACUUUAGCCUCGGGCGGUGCUCUGCCACACCCUCCCCCCUCCCCGCAGCGCCAGGCCGACUGGUCCUGCGGCCGGCGGGGCAGCGAGGCCGCCUGCAGCAAAGCUCUCCGCUCACCAAGGCAAACAGUUGGUCCAGAUUGUGUGGGGAAGAGGAGCUGGAAUCAUGGAAAUGGUCGUCUCUCGGUUCCCAGUCCAGCCCCUGAGAGCAAGUGUGUCUUUACACAGACUGUUGGGUGUGGCACUCUUACAUAUUUAUUUAAAAUUUCAUCGAUUGUUUAGUGGACAAGCUAGACUUUCCACAUUUUUACAAAUGAAAUAUAAUGUCUUCUGUAUCUUUUUAGUGUAAAGGCAAGUGAGAGCCUAAUAAACUUCUGUGAGCACCCAACUUCCCCCCCGCCCCAAAAAAAAAAAAAAAAAACCCAAAGCCAUUAAUGUGCACUGCCCAGGUCAGCUUGGAGCCAAAAGAGUCUUUCUUCUGCGUGGCUGUCCUGUGUGAGUGUGCAGGGUUUGCUUGGCCGUGACUUCCUUCCCGGCUGCUGCAUCCCUGCCUCUGUCCCUGCGUCUUAGAAUCAUAAGUCAGCUCCAGGUGAUAGGCGGCAGGACUGUCUUUUUCAUCAAAGCGAUUGUUUCUUCCCUUUUGGAAAAAUAGCACAUCUGAAAAAUCGCCCUGGGCAAAGGGAUGUUAACCUGAAACGUAAGCCUUAGCAAUGAGCCCAGGUGCGUCAGAAUGAGCCCAUGGUCUCCAAAGGAGCCCAGAUCGAAAGUCCUGGUUUGAAAGUCACACUGUAGGGCUUCGACCUGGAAACGGCCACCUCUGGUCACAGAUUUUUGCUGUGACCAUCUUUUCGUCAGGUUUAGGAGCGCAGUCUCACCGUCUAAUACCUACCACUCCAGAGUAACUGCGUCCAGCGGGUUUGUGUCUGUUGCAGGUCCUUCACCCGGCCAGUCCUUAGGCCAGUAACUUCGGCACAGAGUGGGAGGCUGUGGGGCUGGGUGUGCACCUUGCAGCCGCCUCUGUCUCACUUGGCUUGAAUUGUGAGCCCUGGCCUUGGCCGAUCACAUCGGUCGGGGACUAAAGCCAGGUGGUGUUAGUGUGACAGUGUGUGUCCCUUACAAAAUCAUGGAGUUCUGAUUGUUGUGUGUUACGGCGCAUGCCUGCCCUCUCUGUCCCAUGACGAGAACAAAAGAAGCCUUAAUCUUUUUUAAUCCAAUUCUAAAUCCUCAUUUGUUUUUUGUUUUGUUUUGUAAACUUAUAACUUCUUAAUAAAGAGGCGCACACCCUCAUUCCCCCCGCAGCUCUGAACCCGCCCGGAUGGUCGAAGCGGCAGACCCACCGUGCACAGCCUCUUUGUGACAAAAGGUUUGCGGAGUCGGUGAAUCCAGUGCCUGUUCCAUAAAGUUUAUUGUGAUGAAAAGAUUCUUCUCCACAUGAUUACUUUCAGUAUGAUCUUUGGGGGAAAAGGCCUUAGACGGUUCUUCAGGAGGGUGACACCAGUCGGGGGCUGUCACCUAUACAGCCCCCAGGCCGGAACGUGACGGCCUCUGAAGAGGGGAGAAAGUUUCCUUGUGGAUUUAAAACAGUGACUGUUGCUCUGACAUGUUUUAAAUCUCUACAACACGGGAUACCCUUCAGGAUUAACGUAAAGGCUGGAACAGGGGAGAAGCAAAUCUCCUGAGUGUCACGGGACGUCGCGGACAGUGGACAUGGACCCGGUCCAUCUGCAGCUUCCGCCGUCCUCAGUCGGGCCUUUCCAGUCCGGUGUGCAGUGUUGUGUCGGUUGUUUGAAACGAAACGUGGAUUUCAGCAAGAGAAACGACCCUGCGCAGCCCCAGCGACCUGACCGCCAUUGUCCCGCACAGUCUGGCGCCUGCCCGCCGUCCUGUAAGGAGCAGGCCGCCUCCUGGUUUUGAUACCUCUUAAACUUAUGUCUUUUAGAAAGACGGUGCCUCUGUACGCUUUUUGUAUUUUUACUGAGUGUAAAUAUUUGUUAUAUUUUUGGUUAACAGAAUGUAAAAAACAUUUAUUAUUCCCCUAUCUACUAAUACUUGGUAAAAUCAAUAAACAGUCUAUGUUAA